Molecule: messenger RNA, 465 nt
Organism: Mercurialis annua (annual mercury)
Lineage: Eukaryota; Viridiplantae; Streptophyta; Magnoliopsida; Malpighiales; Euphorbiaceae
Product: S-protein homolog 74-like
Exons: 2
Coding region: 1-465 (154 amino acids)
Source: RefSeq, a predicted model, not a curated record
AUGGAUCGUGACACACCGGUUACAGUGAAGGCGGCGGAGGCACUGCAGGCAACAACAGCAGCAACAAGUUCCAGCAUUCUCAUAGGAUUGAGUUUUUUUGUUACACCAAACAGUUGCAAUAGACCAUUUGUGGUCACUAUCACCAAUCGAAUAAGCACUACUAACUUGUUUCUCCAUUGCGCUUCAAAAAACAAUAAACUUGGUAAUCAUAGCUUACCGUAUUUAAGUAAUUUUUCUUUCCAUUUUCAUAUGAAUUUCUGGCGCACUACAAAAUUUUGGUGCUACAUGAGACCUGAAAACCAACGUCAUUAUGCCAACUUUGAUGUAUUCCGGUAUGAUGAUAAAAUAAUGAAGAGGUGCCCUGGUAUGCCAUUUUGUUAUUGGAGUGCUACAAAUACGGGGGUUGAUGCAACAGAUAUAAAUGGCAAGUUUAUGUUUGCUGGAUCUAAUUGGACAUCGUAUUAA